Molecule: messenger RNA, 801 nt
Organism: Rasamsonia emersonii CBS 393.64
Lineage: Eukaryota; Fungi; Ascomycota; Eurotiomycetes; Eurotiales; Trichocomaceae
Exons: 4
Coding region: 1-801 (266 amino acids)
Source: RefSeq, a predicted model, not a curated record
AUGGCGAUUGGUUCGGGCUGUGAUGGGGGAGACAUGAUCAAUCGCAAGAUCGAUUCAAAUGAGAACCGAGGAAAGUUGACUGCGACUGCGACAGCAGGGGAGUUCCUAUCUGCUGGUCACGCCUAUAUUAUAUAUGUCCUCCACGCUACUUCCGCUUUUGGCAAUGCUCUGUCUGGGGAUCGAAGCGGCGAUUUUCCCAAGCUUUGUUACGAAGAUUCCCUUGGAAUCAACGCCGAUGCAGAGUUGGGUGCAUCGCCGACCGACCGAACCGAGUCGGCUUUGGAGGGUCCACCCCUCGAAAUUCUCGCGCAUCCAAACGCAGACGGAGCAAGGCGCCUUCUCGGGCCCUGGAAUCCCCUGAUCCACGAACCUGCGAUCGGCAGCGCCAUCUGGAAUCUCGCCAAAGUCCUGAUCGUGCAGGCCCGGCUACCGCCCAACGUGCGCGAAGUGGCUAUCCUGACCCUCGCGGCCCAUUUCAGCGCCGCCUACGAGAGGUAUGCGCAUACCACGCUGGCCGAGCCCGUGCUGGGCGCGGCCAAAGUCGCCGCUCUCUCGGCGGGCCGUCGACCGCCGGAUCUCAGCGCGGAGGAAGCGUGCGCGUUCGAUAUAGCCAAGGGAUUGAUGCAGGGCGGGCCUCUUCCAGAGUCGUUGUAUUCGUCGGCAGUUCGUUUCUUUGGGCCGCAUGGGGCCCGUGAGCUGAUCUUCCUGAUCGCGUUUUAUGGGCUUGUGUCGGUGGUGCUGAAUGGCUUUGAUGUGCAGGUCCCUGAAACGGCCACUUCUAUCACUGAAAAUAAACUGUAA